Molecule: messenger RNA, 972 nt
Organism: Trichomonas vaginalis G3
Lineage: Eukaryota; Parabasalia; Trichomonadida; Trichomonadidae
Product: protein serine/threonine kinase protein
Exons: 1
Coding region: 1-972 (323 amino acids)
Biological process (GO): protein phosphorylation
Molecular function (GO): ATP binding; protein kinase activity
Source: RefSeq, a predicted model, not a curated record
AUGAACCAGAAGGAGGUACAGUUCUUUCAAUCUCUUGGAAUCGAAUUUCUCGGGUUUAUUGGACGUGGAGCUUACGGUGAAGUCUUCCUAGCUCACAGUACCAAGUACAAGUGCAAUUUUGUGCUUAAAAAGGUACCAUGCGAUUGCUUUAAUGAGACAGAAAUAGAAUGCCUUAAGAGGUUAGACGACAUUCAUAUUGUUAAUCUAUAUGAUUACUACAAGUUUGAGGGCAACAUCUAUAUGCUUUUAGAAUAUUGCCCGAAUGACUUAGAUAGAUUAAUGAAAGAUGUCAAAUCAUUACCUCAUGACAUUCUUGUUAAGUACUGCCAUCAGGUGUUGCUAAGCGUUAAGGCCUGCCAUGACCAAAAAAUUGCUCACUGUGAUAUCAAGCCAAGUAACUUCUUACUUGACAAGUAUGGUCGCGUUAAGAUCACUGAUUUUGGCUUGUCUACAAUUUUUACAAAGGAUCCAUCCAGCACCACAUUUAAGGGAACAAGAGCUUUCAUGGCCCCAGAGAUGGUCAAGGACAGAACAUUCAACCCAAUGGCUGCCGACAUUUGGGCAGUAGGAGUCACUCUCUACUACCUUGCAACGUUCUCUCUUCCAUUCUUCUCAUUAGAUUUAUCAAAACUCACCGAAUCAAUCUUGAGAGGAGUUUAUGCCGAUAGCAUCAUAGAUGAUUCAUUAUUGAGACAAUUAAUUGCAAGAUGCUUGGAAAUUGAUCCAAACGAGAGAGCAACAGUUGAUGAACUCCUCAAUUCCAGAUUCUUUAAGGAAGUUCAGCCAAUCAAGCUCAAUGAAAGCAACAUUAUCCUUAAUAGACUUGAUAGCUGCACAAGAAGCCAUCAAAUUGUCCAUCCAAAGCUCAAAAUUAAGCCAUUACGCGGAUCUUCUCCAUCACAUUUGAUUGCCAUUGCUCACAAACUUGGAAAACCAAGGCUCAUUCUUUCCAGAACACCGGAACCACGUUGA